CUUUGUACCUAAUUACCAAACUACCUACCUCUUACCAAACGAGCGAAGAAGGAAAAAAAAAAAACUAAACUCUUCCACCAAAUCACCUUGCAUGCCAGGCCUGCCAGCGCAUCAACUCAAGCUCGGGAGACAUCCUAAACGACCAUACAGCUUUCAAGAGCUUACCAGGGGCGGGUCUUCCCAUGUUAAUAUUAUCGAAUGGCUUUCUAAAAAUCCUUUUUUCGACUACUGUGUGUGUACGUCUGCACGCUCGCACACGCUUGCAAGCCUACCCACCCCCCACACUCUCGCUGCUACCUCACCAUCGAUCAUUGGCGUCCAAUUACUUAGACUGUAGAGGCUCGAAGCCUGAGUCGCCUAGGGUUAGGAGGGUUCAAGGCAACCCAAGCUAAUUCGACAACGUAGCCCGGAAAAGAACCCUUGCUCGGCUUGACCUACCUACUUUCAUCAUUUUGUAUUGUACAAUAUUCUAUCGGCGCCUGAAUGUCAGGGUGAUGUUCAGAAGAUGCAGGAAGAGGAGGAACCCCUUGGUGUGACGUUGGCAACCCAUAAUUUUGAAUCCCAGUCCAGUCCAAGUCCAACGAGACACCAGCCGCCGAAGCGCUAUCACAACUACCACCACCAACAGCAGCAGCAACAGCCACAACAACAGCAACAACAGUACUAUUCUCACCCAAUUUCUAAUCUAGCAGCCUUUGACUCCUCCGCAUACGACGAUCACGUCUACGAGUCCAAUUUUAACCAGCCUCCCAUACUGUCCUCCCCCGAAUUCGCGUCCUAUGCCUCAAGUAACUUCCACGCCGCACAUGCGAACGCGACCAGUGUCGAGCCCGUGGCCGUCGUAGAUCCGGACGAUUUCUACAGGGACUAUCGUAGUAUAGACUCGACCCACCAAGAAUUAAUGGCGUCAACUUUGCCUGCCCCAAGGCAAGACCAGAAUCUUUCGUUACGAUCAAACGGGAACGGACCGCCUCCGAAGCACCCCGCUGUAUCUGCCACUAGGAGACCUGCUACACGAUCCGUAUCGGCCCCCGUUGAUGAUAAACAGUCUGGGAAUGUUCCAAAGUCGAGAGCUGCAGCCACCUCCCCGUAUGGGGGCCGUAGCGGUCCUCAGACCAGCGUGAAGGAUUUAAAGAAAAGGUUUGACCAAAAUGCGGCGCAGUCGAGUAAUUCCACCGCCCGCAAGACCACAACUACCCCACGCAUUCCAAUCAGAGAGACAUCUUCAUCGCCGAGGUACCGUACAGUAGGUGGUUCUUCUCCAACAAAUGGUCAACAGUCAUACGCAGCGUUGCGGUCCUCCGUAACGCGUGACUUAGACUCUGGAACAGGAUCAUCGUCGGUGACGCGGGUAACACAAAGGGACAAAUCAGUCGUCGAGGACCAGUUAUCCAAUAAUUCGCAAUCCUUCGCGAGCCGUAUAGCGAAACCUCGAGCCUCGGUCGGGUCCCACGUCCAAGCAUCAAAAUCCACCAGCAAUCUCUCACCAGCUCACUCACCAAUCUCGAUUACGCCAGUCCCCCACCCUCGUAACCUUCUAUUCGGCGAGAUAGCGCCUGGAGAGCUAGAUACCGGGUCGGCAGGCUAUGGGAUCGAGGGUGCUAGGGCGAGACGAACUUCCGAAUCGAAUCUUCAUAAUCCACAUCGCCUACGUCAGCGGAGCUUCUCACAUACCGAUGUUGAACCGCCUUCGCCAAGUGAUUGGUAUCGUAACGUGGAUGAGAGCUCUGCAAUCCAAGACGGUCCCGAGGCCAAAAAUCUUAAUUCCGCUAAGGCCCACAACCGGUCACAGAGUGACAUUGCUGGACCUAAGCCAGGGCCAGCGCAGUCCCACGCACCUAAAGUCCCACGCCCUAAGCUCCACAUAGAUCGGGGAUCGUCGUCGACGGCUUCGAGGCUGCCCGUUUCAGUGCGUAAACUUAACAGCCCAUCAGGUUCCUCUAGUCCAACAUCGACGCGAUCAAAUUCGCCCUCCACACGAAGACGACCACCUAUCCAAGGCAAAACAUCUAAAUCCAUACCAGCUGCACGGGCGAAGACGCCUAAUAGUGGCUCUAGCACCGCUAGCAGGAGACCAAAUCGAUUAAGUUCCGAUACGCCCAAUAAUGGCACAAGGCUUAACGCCUACAUUUCGACACCUCCACCAAAAUUAUCACCGCCAUUACGAAGCUCACGGCCUCGUCAGCCAGUUUCUUCGGCGACCACCGCCAGUUCCAGAAUGAAGGCUGUCGAUAGAGACCGAUCGGCGUCGCGAACAGGGGGACGGUCUGGAACGAAUUUUAACGAUCAAACAGGACGAAGACGGAAGAUUUCGGUGGGUCCGAUCGACUUCGAAUCGCGACGGGAACAGAUUAAACGUUCAUACACGAAGUCUAUUCGAGAGAGCGAAGCUCGGGCGAUCGCUAAAAAGCUUGCUGAUGAUAGGAAGAGAAGAGCUGAAGCCGAGGCCGAGGCUGCAAAGGCUAGACUCGCUGCUGAAAAACAGCGCCUCGAGGAGCAGCGUUUAGAGAAACAACGACUGGAGGAAGAGCGAUUAGAAAAACAACGUUUAGAAGAAAGGAGCCGGGAGGAACUUGAGAGCGACCAUGUCGAAAGCCCUGUGGGCACUGAAACAUCAACCUCCGAGCAAAUACCGUUAACGAUUACGACGAACCUCGUGCAAACUGGGAUGAAUACUAUUGCAGCACCAGGACCUGACCAAAGGGAUUCUCCAACAUUGGGAAUACCUGGGAGCUUUCCAACCGUGGGAGUCACAGACGAUCAAGACGAAGCGCCCCCUUCUGCCAUUUCGAAUACCACCGAAUUCGAUAACGAACCACAAACAGACCCUCCGCUACAAGAAAUCCCCGUACGGCCAGACGUUAGCAAAGCCGGGACCAAGAACUAUACCGACUCGACGCACUCAAAAAUAGAGUAUCGAUCUCCCUUCGAGGAUGAAUGUAUUAAUGAUAAUAGUUACUCCAUCAACGUCUCUUUAGAUCCGUCUACGGAGGCAAAACCAGAGCGAACGAAACCUAUUCCGGUCGCAGACGAACCCGAUACGAACCAUGCCAUUCCAGGCUCUUACCAGGACGAUGAUGAAGAAUACUCCCCUCAACCACCUCCAUCCCAGUCGUACCCCACGAAGGUGACCAUCAUUGGCCGCGAUUCAGACUUCUCGCCUUCUUCACGUGUGGUCAAUGAGCGUACAUAUCCGGAUUUACCUGACGAUCGUGAUUUUGGAGACGAUUCUCAAUUGAAUCCCUCGAGUUUGGCUCGUAAGCUUUCCUAUGGCAGCAGCCUAGGUCCAAAUAAGGAGCAGGCCAGCCCAAGUGCUGGCUUUAGAGAGAUGGAGUUCUUCAUGAGUUCUAUCAUUAAGGAUGCACCAACUGCUGUCUCUGAGGAUCCUAGCCCACAGUUUCCAGAUAGCAAUCGUGUGGCUAGUCCCGGACAACAGGAAAUAGAGGAUUCGCGUUUUUCUACGGAUUCUCGGAGAACCAUGGGCACUGCUCCAAGUCUCACCGUACCUAGGACUUCCGAGUCGAUGAAUAGGGUGAGCCAAACUACCGUUUGGACCGAUUACUCUAUCAACACUCAGGACGCGUACUCAGACUAUGAACUGAAAAAUCGGAAUCUACAAAACCGCGACUCAACGUAUCGUGAUAGUCACUCAAUAUCGGAAUCUAGCUCUAUGUCGCAGCCAUACCAGUAUGAUCAAGACUGUAGAGAAACGCCUUGCAGUUCCGAAAUGUCUUCUAGCAAACUCCAGGAUCGAGACUCAGUACCUCUUCCCUCUCAUCAACUCCCAGAGCUCAAUACUGGGGAUGGCUUUAUCAUAGACUAUGACGAUCAAGAAGACGGUCCGAUCCCAUCACGGCCUAACCAUGCUCCACCGCCGCCUCCCGACGUCAGUUCACUACGUGACGUCCCUAGUUCUGCGCCGCAAAGUGAAUACUUCGAUGAUACGAGACCUAAUAGUUACGUGCAGCUUGGGAAGGAUGAUCAGAGCCUAUUCUCUGUGGACCCUUCUAGAAGGGAGAGUGAAGAUUAUGGCCAAUCCGAAUCUGGCUCUCGUACAUUGUACCAAGGCUCCCUCGAGAUAUCCGAACGUCUUCCAGCCCACUCGAUCAUCUUGGACAGUCAACAAACUCUGGCAGAAAGUAUCGAUCAGGGUGAAGAUACUACAGGACUUCCGCCAAAGGAAAGAAAGCGACUAUUCACGCGACUUGAGACUAUUAAAGAGUUAAUCGAUACUGAGGCAUUCUUCGUCAGGGAUAUGAAUAUUGUCGAGGAGAUCUACAAAGGCACAGCUGAAGCUUGUCCGCAGCUUGAUGACCAAACCAUUAAAUUGAUUUUCCGCAACACCGAUAAAAUAAUCAGAUUUCAUUCGAGUUUCUUAACGGAACUGAAGGAAGGAGUAUCUAGCGUUUAUACCCCUAAAAUACACCGAAACCAAGUACCAAAGGAAACGUCAACACUUCCCGAUGGUACCCCUCUUUCAUCAAUGUCAACAGCAACGUCCACUCCUGCUACGGGUCAUUUGAGCGACGGUAGAGAUAGGCAAACGUCACUUGGACCGAUUUUUAUUCGCAACAUGGAACAGAUGAAAGCGGUACACGAAAGUUUCCUCAAGAACAGCGAUCACGCUGCAAAACGAUUAAUCCAAAUCCAAGAAGAUCCAACGGUGAAAGUCUGGUUAAACGAAUGUAAUGAAGUUGCAAGGGAUUUGACCAAAGCAUGGAAUUUAGAUUCUCUGCUUAUCAAGCCGAUGCAGAGAAUCACUAAAUAUCCAAACCUUCUUAUCCAACUUCUGCAUGAAACGCCCGCAGAUCAUCCAGAUCGACCGUUCCUCGAAUCUGCUAAAGUAGCCCUGGAAAAUGCCAUAGAAGAGAUCAACAAAACAAAGAAGAACUUUGAAUUGGUUGGGCAGAUAGUCGGUAGGAAACGCAAGGAAUCCGAUGUCAGAGCCGGCUUUGCUAGAGCAUUUGGUAAAAGGGUUGAUAAGUUACAGGCGACUUACAGGCCGGAAGAAGACUCGGAAUACCUCAAACUUCAUGAAAGAUUUGGGGACGAUUACCUUCGAUUGCAGGUUGUUCUGAGGGACGUCGAAUCUUACACAAGGGACAUUGUAGUAUACGUCCACGAGUUCUUGCAGUAUCUAUCGUCGAUGGAGCUCGUUAUGAGACUUCAACCAUCGCCUCACCCUGAGAUCGAAAGCAAGUGGGUCCGGUUCAACGUGUCUAUGAGAGACAUAGAGAAAGUUGCACUGGAGCAGCAUCUCUCUCAAAUUCGAAAACAAGUCAUUGAGCCUUUCGAGCUCGUAAUUAAAUCAUAUGGCAAUCCAUCUUUGGCUAUGAAAAAACGAGCCAAACGCCGCUUAGAUUACGAGAAGUCAGUCCAACUCAAGAAGAGUGGCAAGAAGAUCGACAAGCAACUUUCCGAGUUCAUCGAACAGUACGAAGCUUUGAACGAGGCGUUGAAAAAAGAGUUACCCAAACUUUCUGCGUUGACGGAAAAGGUUGGCAAGAUUUGUCUCGCAAACUUCGUCACCAUACAGACCCAAUGGUUUUCUGUAUGGAAAGAUAAAGUGAAGGUGGUGCUCGAGGAUCCCGAAGUACCAGAGGUCGCAGACAUUGUCUCCGCGUUCCAUCGCGACUUCAAAUUCCAGGACGAGCAGAUCAACAAUAUCGGAAUCAUAAAUCCAGCUUCCAAGGGUCGCCCGUCUCAGUCAACCAGCACUGAUGGGUCCUUUUUAGGACUUCGUUCCAGGGCUGAAUUUUCACCUCGCGGUAGAGGACUGUCCCUAAGCAGCGAUGCAGCUCCAAGUUUGCCCACACCUGACUUUAUGAAGCGUCAUAGUGGCCAAUUCACCAUUUCACCGACUACUGCUUCCAUGCCGAGCCCUCAGCACUAUUACCGCGAUUACUACGGCGGGGUCAAUACACAAGGACGCCCGGGAUCCGGCUCGCUUCACACUCCUGAGUCAUCUAGCGCCUUUCGGUCGAUGGGGCCUGCAUCUGUACGACCUGGAACCGGCCAGAGCUAUGAUUCAACUGCUGUACCAAGGCAAAGCACGGAGUCUGGGGCACACUCAAGGCGUUAUUCCAAUUCGAUGUAUCCUUCCCCGCAUCAAUCAACUGACAACCAACGCUUCUCGGGCAUAUUCCAGUCAGCACUUCCUCCGUCUGAUAGUCAAGAACGGCUUCCACGGCCAUCCCAGGCGUCUUCUCGCGCCUCUUCUCGAGAACGGCAGCCCAUAAACGGGUAUAAUGUCCUAUGGCUUGCCGCCUCUUUGUUCGAAUUUAAUAUUGAAACUACUAAACAUGAAGCCGGGUACCCUUACCUAACGUACCAGGCUGGAGAGAUAUUCGAUGUUAUAGCCGAGAAAGGCGAAUUAUGGCUUGCCAAAAAUCAAGACGAUCCUAGAAACUUAGUUGGGUGGCUAUGGUCGAAGCAUUUUGCCAAACUAGCGGACGACUAAGCCGCGUGACUUAUCCUACUCUCGACUGGUCAUUCUACGUCCAGCGACAUCACGAGCAUUGAUUGCUCACCUUAAUUAUCCGGCCGUUUUUGGUUCUUAUUAGAAAAAAUGGUAGACAAAGCCUGCCAAAACAGGCGUUCCAAAUCUGUUUCAUCUGUAAAAAGAGUUUUCAAGCAAGAGGUAUCUAACACUACCACGCUACUGGCGAGGCGUGGGCAAGCGCGGCGUUUUCUCAUUUUGGUUGGGUAUUAUCUACGUACGACGCGACGGGACACGAUAUUAUUCGAAGUACAGGCAAGGUCGAAGAAUGGGAUCUCAGCAAUGAAAGUAACAGAAAAAAUAUCGCGUCUUUUUCCCCAGACCAUGGUAUCAUGGGACAUGCCUGAGUCUCAGGGUCUGCAAUGGCAUACAUUCGAUCCGUGGCGGCUAGCUUGGAGGUAUCCCAUACGGGCCUCUUGUAUUUUUGUUAUUUAGAGACAGGACUCCGGCGGUGGACGGAAUUGGGGACAACUUGGUGGUUUGAGCGCAGGUGACGGAUGAUAUCAAAACUUGCUUUUUAAUCCGCGAUUCGUGGAAGUUAUAAUAAAUCUUAUAACAAACCAUCAUCUAACCUCC
This is a messenger RNA of Annulohypoxylon maeteangense, 7075 nucleotides long. RefSeq lists its product as uncharacterized. Bases 506 to 6460 code for a protein of 1984 amino acids. The record is from RefSeq and is a predicted model, not a curated record. Gene Ontology annotation, molecular function: guanyl-nucleotide exchange factor activity; protein binding. Gene Ontology annotation, cellular component: cytoplasm. The transcript is spliced from 3 exons. Lineage: Eukaryota; Fungi; Ascomycota; Sordariomycetes; Xylariales; Hypoxylaceae.